AUUCAGUUCUCGGGUAACUCGGUUUGUUUGCUGCAGUACUGAGUUCGGAUGUUGGCAGACAUGUUGCGGUUGACUUUUGUUUUAAUAUUCUUAUCACCCUUAGUUGUUUCACAUACUACGGUUGACAGAUUAGUUUGCCGAAGUGCUGUCUCUGCACAAAAGCAUAAUGUUCUUCCUGAAUGUAUUGGUGAAUGGAAAAAGUACCCAUGGUCGCAGUUUAGAAUAGAUAAUUCUUCCGAAUGCACUGAUUGCCGGUUAAUCUCACCCUAUGUGUGGGAUUACAAGAUUGAGCCACUGCUUUGUGCUACUGGUGUUAAAAAUGAAGAGUGCAAAAAUAUAAUCAGCGCUUUAUCCCAACUGAAAUAUAUCAAGAAUCGCAAUAACGUUUUGUGUAACAUCCUUACGCUUUGUGAUUCUCAUACGUAUAUCAAAGAUCUAAAUUUUGGCGUUCCACUCUGUGAUGAUUGUAAACGAUUGGUCAAUGAUAUGCGAAAGCUUAUUGAAGACAAUUCAACUGCUGCCCAGAUUGAAGCACAGCUUGAUGAAUUAGUCUGCAACAAUCUUCCAGGUGAAAUAAUCCCAUACUGCAAAAAUUUGGUAAAUGUCCACGUUCCAUAUGUCCUGCAUAUCAUUUCAGAGAAGAUGAGCCCUGAAGAGAUCUGUGCAACACUGGGACUUUGCGUAAAUGUGAAGACAAAAUUCACACUGGCCAACUUUAUGACUAAUAAAGGAAAGAAAUGUAACGAAGAUAGAAAAUUUUCAUGGAUAAGACGCCCAAUAGGUAGUGUCGGUCAUAAAUGGACUUCAUACAAAUCUCAAGAAACUCCAACCUGUCCAAACUGUCUAUCAGUACUGAGUCAAUUCAAGAUAGGUGUUGAGAACCCAACUAUACAAGAACGCUUAAAGGAAUUGAUUGAUGAAAAGGUUUGCACACAUAUGGGCUUCUUUGCCGCAGCUUGUAAAGAAGCGAUAGAAUAUAACUUUGGUCAAAUAAUCAGUGGUAUGAAAGAGGUGGACCCUAAAGAGAUGUGUAGUUUGUUUGGAAUGUGUACAUGUGAAUACAUUAAUUCACCUGGUGAUACAAUGUUACCAUCGUUGUCUACAUCACAAGAUAUUCCCGGUGUUUGUAAUUUAUGUACUCUGUUGGUCAAAAAGAUAUUUGAACUAACUAUUGGUAAUCAAACCGAAGCUGCAAUUGUGUUAGCUAUGGAAACUAUCUGUGAAUAUCUACCAUCUGAUUACGAUACACAGUGUGAGAACUUUGUCGAAAAAUACGGAGCGAAAAUUGUUAGUGCUAUUAUUGACGGCACUGCUCCUGAGCUAAUAUGUGGGAGUAUAGGAUUGUGUGCUUCACCCCUACAUCAGAAGGUAGGGCUACCAUCAUCAUCACAGUCACUACCACCACGUCAGGAUCAUCAAGUUCAAACAACUGCAACUCUAUCAUCUGGUAUAGAUGUUUGUUUAACCUGUAAAUUUUUCGUUGAAACACUUUAUGGACAACUUCAAAAUAAUAAAACAGAGGAGGAAUUGAAACAUCUGAUUAAAAAUGCAUGUUCCGUUCUACCUGCUGGCUAUGCAGAUAGAUGUUCCGAAUUGAUUGAUCGUUAUUUCGAUGAUGUCAUUAAACUAAUAGAAAAUAAUUAUACACCAGAGCAGAUAUGUCAAACAAUUUCGCUUUGCCAAUCAAUACCAGCUUGGAGUUUAUCCGAACAAAAUCCAUGCCUUUCAGGCUCAACUUAUUGGUGUCGAGAUUACAGUACAGCAAAAAUGUGUAAUGCUGUAAAGUAUUGCAGUUCCAUUGGUUGGAAAACUUAUCCUCCAAGUAAUCAGAAUAAAUUAUUUAAAUCACAAUGUGAAUUAAUGAAAUUAACAGAGAUAUGUGUUAAUUCUGAAUUGGCUAAAAAAUGUAAUCGUUUAAAUGAAUGUUAUGAACAGCAAGUAAAAAAUUUCUUAAAUUUAUUCAGUAUUUCAACAGUAUCAUUAAAUAAUGACAAAAUUAAUAAAUCACCAUGUUCCGUGUGUGUUGUUAUGACAACUAAAUGGUUGUUACAAUGGGAUUUAUUUGGUGGACCAAUUAUUAAUCGCAGUAUAUGCUCUGAAUACAAAACUGAAAAUGAAUUACAGCAGUGUUAUGAUGUGAUUGAAAAGGCAGGAGUGCUAUUGAUUCAUUCAAGGAGUGAUCGUAAUAAUGUCGAACAAAUAUGUGCUGUAUGUAUUCUAAAUUUAUUUGAUCAUUUAAAAUGUUCUGUUUAACGUGUUUUUCGUUGUAAUCGUGAACAUAUUUAAGUUAGACGAUCAUUGAAAAUCUGGAAGCACUGGACAAUUAUCAUGUGCCCAUUAGUGAUUAGCUUCGAGAGGAAAUUUCCGGAAUUGUGGUAAAAAGUCAUGACCAGUGAAGCUAAGUCUUGUUGAGUAAGGCAGUUACUCACCGAAGACAAUGGGUGGUGGUCACGCAGUGUUGUGGGUUGAUUGAGGUUAAACAUUAACACCGUUGGAUGCAAGCUAAAUGGUCUAGAGAUUCAACGUUCACGAUAAAUUUUCUCGGUUGGCAAAUCAAGUCACUGACAAGAAAGUUUCACUUUUGCUACUUGAAUCUUCUUGAUGUUAUGAGUCUCUGUAGUUCCAAAAGCUUUAUAAUGUGCUACAAAAUUGACCACUCGGUAAAAUGAAGUGUUUAUUAGCGUGUGAUAACACCAACCACCUUUUAAGCAGAGGUAAAUGUCCGCUGGCAAUGGAAUCAAUUUGGGACUCGUCAGAUGCGUGUAUCUGCGUCCCAGAGUUGAAGUUCGCUCCGAGGCUCAAACCCAGUACCGUUCGCUUCAAACGUCAUCGCGUUGUUAGUAUGAAACAUGCGUUCUGGAUUCCACUGCUAACUAACAUUCAUCUCUGCUUAGAAUGCUUGUGACUUACUGACAGUAUCGAGGCUCAGGAUGCACAUAUGCCAAUAAGAAACGGACCAACUACAGUCGUAAGUGUCAAUAAGAAGAUUCAAACAAUCAAUACAAAAUGAAAAACCACCUUUGUUAGUGGUUUAUUCGGGUUUUAAUCCUAAAAGUGCUAACUCAGUAUCGUUGCGCCUGUUUCAGUCUGUUUAAACUUCCCCACUGCAAUGGCUACACUUCUGAAACUACUUUCAGUACAGAUGGUUUUUGAUUGCGUCAGGUUAAACAUAGGGGAAAACACUGAGUUUUUAAAAUUCUAUUCAGUACUCAGUGAAUUGAAAUCUAAUCAAACAUUGGUAUUUCGGACAAAUCUAUUAAGCAAGAAUGGAUACUCUUUGUUCAAUGAUAAUAAGCUGUUCCUAUCGACUUUUUGAUUAUGGAAACAAAUUGUUUCCGGGUAUUGAUGAGAAACAUCCUACUCCAUCUACAUUUUGUCAUUCACUAAGAUAAUUUCCUCAUUGAUUCAUUAUUCUUCAAAAAACUUUUGCUACAUAUCAAGACUUCAAGGAACACAUGAUGCCUUCGUCACUGGAUCAUUAUGUUGGAUUGGCUUUAGCCCUACUUUAAGGUAGCUGAUGUAAUUUACUGAAUAUCGUUCCUAGGAUAUUUUGUAAUUAUUUUCAAUUCUGUAGAUGAGAGCGCUUAAAGCGAAUCGUUAAUAUACCUGAAUGGUUUCUGUAGAAAUUAGUUUUUCUAGUUGAUGUUUGUGUCCGACUAGCUUCAAUUGUUGUGCAGUGCUAUUGAAAACAAAGGAACAUUAGACAGAUGUUUUGUCGUAGUCAGGGACUGUUGAACAUUCCCCACCACCGAUCACUAAGAGAACUAAACUUAGACCUUCGCGUUUUCUCAGCGAACAUUUAAUCAUUGGACAAAUAGGUCCUUUAACUAAGGUCAAUCUAUGAUGAAUAUCACCUACAAAUUAUUAAUACUUGAAGGUCUAUUUUACUCCAUCUAAUAACUUUUCAUUGUUAUGGCUUCGAAACGUUUUAGGGAUAAUUAAAAGUUCUAUUACAAAUUCGUUUUUUAAAUUUUUGUUUGGAUCAUUUUGAUUAAAAUUCUCUAUAUUUGUUCUUAUGAUUACUUAUACGUUAUACAGCGUACAAUCAACUGUGCUUCAGUGAAAGAUGGUGAAAAUGAACAAUUGUCUGAAACAAUAGAUCAGUCUGUUAAUGAAGAUCCAGACAAAUUAAGUUCAUUCGCUUUAUAUGAUUUUGAUAAAAUUGCUUGUUCAUGGGGCGCUACUUAUUGGUGCUCAUCAAAAGAGACGGCUAGAAAAUGUAAUGCAACAAAUUAUUGUAUAGCAACUUAUUGGCCCGAAAUUAACACUAAUGGCAUUGAUAAUGAUAAUAAAGAUAAUAGUAUUAUUGAAAGUCAUGCUACUACAACAUCAUUACCAAAGCCAAUUGAGAAAACUAAAUCUGAUCCAUGUUCAUGGGGGGCACCUUAUUGGUGUCAAUCAAAAGAAAUUGCUAAAAAAUGCGGUAAUGCAGCCUUAGUGCAUUGUGAAACUAAGGUAUGGAUUACUUUAUCAGAUUUAACGAAAUCAUCACAUAAGAUAACUUCUAAACUUGAUGAUAGAUGUACACGUGGUUCAUCGUUUUGGUGUGCAUCAUUUGAAAAUGCUAAAUUAUGCGGUGAACAUGCAGAAUGGCAUUGUAUAAAUGUAGUUUGGUCAAAUAUACAUAAAUUCAAAUCUAAUUCUAUCAAUCCGUAAUUCAAUAAUGAUCAAUCUUAAUUUUUACUGCCUAGAGGACAUUUUUGUGUUUCCCCUUCUCAUUUGAACUCAUUCAUUUAUACUUCAUCUGGUCUCUGUAUUUGUGUUUGUGCCUAUUCAUCUAUUGUUUGUUAGUGUGUUUUCUACAAAUUUAACUUUUUGAAAAAACAAUCCGAAUUCAUUGAGUAUUUUUUAUUUCUCUCUGAUGAAAUAAAAUAUAAACAACAUUUUGAUUUUAAACUGCUCAAAAGUCAUUUACAUUAAUGUUUCAUUUUUAUUAGAUGUACUGUUUGAUUAAAAGGUUACUAUUCAAUUUAUA
Molecule: messenger RNA, 4975 nt
Organism: Schistosoma margrebowiei
Lineage: Eukaryota; Metazoa; Platyhelminthes; Trematoda; Strigeidida; Schistosomatidae
Source: the annotation of a GenBank genome assembly